Molecule: messenger RNA, 2068 nt
Organism: Alosa alosa (allis shad)
Lineage: Eukaryota; Metazoa; Chordata; Actinopteri; Clupeiformes; Clupeidae
Gene: rbfa
Product: ribosome binding factor A
Exons: 7
Coding region: 775-1812 (345 amino acids)
Biological process (GO): rRNA processing
Source: RefSeq, a predicted model, not a curated record
CCUGAAGAGCAUGCAACAGAAUCCUGUCCAUUUGUCCUGACAUCUGUUACUUUCAGAUCCAUGCUGGUACUGACUAGCUAACUUCACCUUAGUUAGAAACGUUAGUUAACAGCUCCACUGCUCUCCAAAUUUCACUAAACUAUUAAGCUUCUUUUCAACGAAACAUAACGUGAACUCCGCCCGAGCUGGUCUAGGCUAUAUCGCGCAGACUGUAGCCUACCUUAUGAAUGUGCGUGUGUGACGUUGGGGACGCAAAACACAGCAUUAGCAAAGCACAGGAUAGACCUGUUAUGUAGGCCUACAAAGCUAACAUAUCCUGUGUCAGUUUGAAUCUCAUCUCCUCUAUAGUAUUUUAGAUAUUUUCAAUAAGUUCAGUAUUCACACCAAUGCGCAACAAUUCUGGAAAUGGUUUGGAAAAAUUAAUGAUGGAAAAAAGUUAUUAAUUGUGAAAUUACGCAGGCUGGAAUGCAUGUCACGGACCACCUGCAAUGACGCCGUGGACCACCGGUUGAAAACCGUUGAAAACCUCUGAGCUAAUCGAUGCAGACGUAGACGCUCCAUAUCAUCGACUGUAUCCAUAUCCUCGAUCGAUAAAUAGGUACUCGCUUGUUUUAGGCUGGCUCUCAGCGCGAGAGUCGACAGGCUGUUGACAUUUACUAGGGUCACCAAGUAGAAAGAGGUACUAGCAGUUUGCACUGCAAAAACAAAGAUUGUAGAUAUAAAGCUUAACAGUUCCAACGUUCCAGAAAUCUCAAGCAAUUCUAAAAAAAUAUAAUGUUCGCUCAAAGUAUCAAAAAGUUUGUUUCUUUUCGAUGUAUCGCGCGCAGCGGGGUUUGGAUCAACAUCCCACAGACAUCCACCAACAUCGCUGUAGGUAGUCAGGCAAACACGUUCCACGCAUGUAAUUGCCAGUUGGGAAGUAACAAAUUGAUGAAAAUGUUAAAAGGAGAAAGGUCGAAGAAACAGUGGUACGAUACUCCGCCUCAGAAGCCACCGGGCAGCCACAGUAUCCUUAAACUAUCCAAGAAGCGCAACCCAGAAGAGAACUCACGGCUUCGUGUGCUGAAUGGCAUUCUCUUCAAGGCGAUUUCUGACUUGCUGGCUUCGCACGAAAUCAGUCCAGAACUACCUCAUCUAAAUGUGGAGAUUUCUAAGGUAUCAUUGUCUCCUGAUUAUUCUGCAUGUCGGAUCUAUUGGAAGACUUGUGGCACUUCGGAGAGGGAUGCCCAAAUUCAACAACUUCUGGAUAAAAGUGGCCCUCGUAUUAGGUAUCUUCUUACAUCUCAGCAAGUCCUUGGAAGUGUCCCUGCUAUAGUUUUCAUCAGGGAUAAACAAUAUGCUGCUCUUAAUGAGAUUGAUAACCUAUUGAAGGCAGCUGACUUUGGUCCAGAUGAAGAGUGGAUAGAGACAGCCAGUGUGAAGAAGAGUGGGGUUAAGUCACACUCAUCGGACCAUGCUGACCACCAGCAGCAGCUCUCCGAGAGGAAGGGGCCUGUGCUUUUUGGGGUGGACCACGAUGCCCUCCUCAAGCAGAUCGAGGAAUAUAAACAGCAGGCCCGAGACCCCCUCCCUCUGGCCUCUACUGCGGCCCUAACACAGCAGCAGCUGGACGCUGUCGCAGAGUUCAGGAAGCACAAGCUGAUCGAGAAGAAAAUGAAGAAAUCCAAAAAGAUGAUCGAUGACGACAUCACGCCCAAAGCGUAUUUGCUGGCUAAACAUAGUGAGCAGAAACCGCUGGAGGACUUGGAUGAUGACCGUCAUGAAGAUAAUCAGAUCAGCGAACUCAUGGCUGAGGACAAUAGGAGGCCUUGAGUUGUGUUUGUGUCACAAUGCCAUGCUGCUCCUGAAUCACAAAACUAUCCUAACUGGAUCAUAAUGUAUUCAGUAACAUCAGUUUGUGUGUGAAAGAUCUGUAAAUAUGUACUUUGUAUGCGUUUAGAGAGUACUUAAAUUAAAUAUAACAUUCUUGUAUUUUUCUUGACAUACCCUUGGAGUUUAUUUACAAAAGGCUCUGUGCUAUCAACAAAGGCCAAUACACAGGAUGCAUAUUUAAAAUAUGCUAUGAAAA